This is a messenger RNA of Malania oleifera, 4542 nucleotides long. RefSeq lists its product as uncharacterized. Gene Ontology annotation, biological process: negative regulation of DNA-templated transcription. NCBI's taxonomy places the organism in Eukaryota, Viridiplantae, Streptophyta, Magnoliopsida, Santalales, Ximeniaceae. The coding region runs from base 150 to 4268 and encodes 1372 amino acids. The transcript has 7 exons. The record is from RefSeq and is a predicted model, not a curated record. Gene Ontology annotation, molecular function: RNA binding; metal ion binding. Gene Ontology annotation, cellular component: nucleus.
AGCCACAGCGGUCGAAAAGGCUUUUAGCGGUCCCUGGACGAACCGGAAUUCUAAAAAGCGGCGGACUGGCAGAGGCGCCGCCAUGGCCCCGAUUUGCGCAAGGUAGGGUUUAUGACAAAUACUGUCGAUUUCAAUUUUCAAGGGUCUUCAUGGCAAUAGAGGAGGCGGGCUUUGAAACCCCAAAGCCAUUGGGUGCUGCAACUCCUUUCCCUCCUCGCCGUAGAUUUCUCAAGAGCGAGACUUUCCGUACUCUGGUUCAAAUCUUUUCCAUUUGCCACAAUGAACCACAACGUUUUCACGCCAAUGGAAUUGCUCCAGACCAGACGGAACAAGGCGAUGGGAGUGAGGAAUCAGCGAAAGAAAUUGGAGCUGAAGUGUGUGAUAAAUUGGUUGGUCUUGAUAGUACCAAGUCCGAGAAUUCAUUGGUGCAGGACACAGUAGUUGAUGGGAAUAUUAGUCAAGCAUUCUUGGCACGUGAAGAUGAGCCUAAACAUAUACUGAACGUAAAGGGAAAUGAGGAACUGGCUCAUGGCGAUUGCACUAUUCCCUCUAUCUCAUCACCAGACAAUGGCCAGAUUGUUGAUGAUGUUCCAUCAAUUAUUAAUCAUAAUGAUCAUGCUGAGUUCCAACAACAUGCGAAUGCAGAACAACUAUGUGUAGAUAAUGAACAACAAAGUUGCGAUGUUUCUGAGGUUUUCGAGUCAUCUGUAGAUAAAGAUAUUAUCACUAGAGUUUAUGAACUAGGUGAGACUGACCAAGGCAAAAAUUCUUCCUUCAGGGAGAACAGAACAGAGGAAGCAGUGCAUGACGUGCAGCAGACAGUUGUGGAAAUUGAGAAAUCAGUAUGUACUGGUGCCACAAUAGGUUCGGCUCAUUGUCUGACUACAGAUGGAGAGAUUGAAGUGGGAGAACUUUCUCAGGCUUAUGGCCUAUUGAUUGAUAUGUUUAAUGGUGAUGACGUUCCAUCAAUGAUUAAUCAUAAUAGUCAUGCUGAUUUCCAACAACAUACGAAUGCAGAACAGCUACAUGUAGAUAAUGAACACAAAAGUUGCAAGGUUUCUGAGAUUUUUGAGUCAUCUGUAGAUGAAGAUAUUAUCAAUAGAGUUUCUAAACAAGGUGAGGCUGACCAAGCCAAAAGUUCUUCCUUCAGGUGGAACACAAAAGAGGAAGCAAAGCAUGACGUGCAGCAGACAAUUAUGGAGAUUGAGAAAUCAGUUUUUACUGAUGCCACAAUAUGUUCUAGUCAUUAUCCGACUACAGAUGGAGAGAUUAGAGAGAGAGAACUUUCUCAGGAUUAUGGCCUUUUGAUUGAUAUGAUUAAUGGUGAUGAUGUUCCAUCAAUGAUUAAUCAUAAUAACCAUGCUGAUUUCCAACAACAUGCGAAUGCGAGACAGCUACAUGUAGAUAAUGAUCACGAAAGUUGCAAUGUUUCUUCUGAGGUUUUUGAGUCAUCUGUAGAUAAAGAUAUUAUCACCAGAGUUUCUAAACUAGAUGAGACUAACCAAGGCAAAAGUUAUCCCUUCAGGUGGAACACAACAGAGGAAGCAGAACAUGGCAUGCAGGGAACAGUUAUGGAAAUGGAGAAAUCGGUUUGUACUGGUGCUGCAAUAGGUUCUGGUCAUUGUCCAACUACAGAUGGAGAGAUUGAAGAGAGAGAACUUUCUCAGGAUUAUGGUCUACCGAUUGAUAUGUUCAAUGGUGAUGAUAUUCCAUCAAUGGCCAAUCAUAAUGAUCAUGCUGAUUUCCAACAACAUGCGGAUGCAGGAAAACUGUGUGUGGAUAAUGAACACCAAAAUUGCAAGGUUUCUGAAGUUUUUGGGUCAUCUGUAGACAAAGAUAUUAUCACUAGAGCUUCUAAACUAGGUGAGACUGACCAAGGCAAAAGUUCUCCAGUUAGGUGGAACACAACAGAGGAAGCAGAGCAUGACAUGCAGCAAACAGUUAUGGAAAUUGAGAAAUCAGUUUGUACUGGUGCGACAAUAGGUUCUGGUCGUUGCCCAACUGUAGAUGGAGAGAUUGAAGAGGGAGAACUUUCUCAGGAUUAUUGCCCAUUGAUUGAUGUGUUUCCUGGUGAUGCAGUAGCAUUAGGGGAGAAGGUUGAGGAUGAGCUAAUUUCUGAUGAUGUAAUAAUUGAAGGAGAUUGUGCCGGUAUUGAACGAAAUGGAGCUAAUGAGAUACAUAAUGAAUCCACCCCCUAUUUUGAUACCAACCAGGACAAAAGUUCUUCCUUGAGCAACACAACAGAUGAAGCAGACAAUGACACACGAAAGAAAGUUAUGGAAGUAGAGACAUCAGGUGCCACAAAAGGUUAUGGUCAUUAUCUUACUGCAGAUGGAGAUAUUGAAGAGGGUGAGCUUUCUGAGAGUCUUGGCCUAUCAAUUGAAUUUUUUCUUGAAGAUACUGUUGCAUUAGGGGAGAUAUCUGGGGAGGAACAAAUUUCUAAAAACAUAAUGAAUAAUGAAGACUGUUCUGGUAGCAAUUUAAAAGGAGCUAAGGUAGUAGACAAUGAAUCUGCUUCCCAUUUUAGCACCAUAAAGAGUGGUAUUACCGAGGAACUCAAACAAAGCAAUAGAAGCAAGAUGGAGUAUGAACAUCACUCAGCUGUUCAUGAAGAAACUCCGAUGGCUAAAAGGGAAGGAAAGGCUGGAAGAUAUAGAAAGCAAGACAGUGCUGUUGAGAGGGACUUUGACUGUCUAUCAGCUAGGCCAGGUAAUCUAGUGCUGCAUGGCGAGAUGUCAAGAGAUUAUACAACUGACAAUCAUGGAAUUGCAUCUACUAAAAAGGACGCUGGUAGCAAUAAGAGAAAGCGGGGCACUUCUCAGAAAAGCAAAGAAAAGAAAAAGCGGGCAAAAAGAAUGAAAAGGGCAGAAAAGAACAAACAGCUUGGAGUUAGAAGACUGAAGCUGCCUAUGAUUUUGAAACCAAAGACUGAAACAUACUGCCAUCAUUAUCUCAAGGGAAGAUGCCACAAGGGUGAUGAGUGCAAGUUUUCACAUGAUACAGUUCCCUUAACAAAGUCCUCGCCAUGCUGUCAUUUUGCACGUCAGGCAUGCAUGAAAGGGGAUGUUUGCCCUUUUGAUCACCAGCUCUCCAAAUAUCCAUGUAACAAUUAUGUCUCGAAUGGUUUUUGCAACAGAGGUGAUAAGUGUCUGUUUUCACACAAGAUACCAUUCCAGGAAGGUUUCCCAACUGCUUCAAAUUUCUCCAAAUCCGAUGUGAAGUCAUCCCCAUUGGGUAAUUCAAAUUCUAAAAAGCAGCUGAAUGCUAAUGGUUCCUCAUAUCAGAAUGUCAAUGCUUACUCCAGUGGAAUUUUCCCCCAGAAGAACGGGGAACAGAAUGUGGCAGAAAGGGUCCUAAAAUUGCCUGGGCAGACGCCUGAAGGAAAAAAAUCUCUCACAUUUGGGAAACCACCAUCAGGUUAUUCCUGUAAGAUGAAAGAAGCUGGUGCAUCUCCGAAGAGGGAUGAUGGUCUCACAGUUGGCAAUCAGACAAACAAAAGUGCAUCAGAAAUAUUUCUUGACUUGAUUCCAAAGGGAGCUUCUCCUGCUGUGGCACCAAAGGGAAUCAACUUUCUAUCGUUUGGAAAAGCUUCACUGAUGAAUUCUUGUAAGAUGCAACCGAGCAAGCCUCCACAAAAAGGCAAAGGUAUUGAACCAUCACCAGCAGAUGAUUCUAGUAAAUGUAAAAAAGGUGACUUGUCUGUAAGGAGGGGAGAUAGUGCCGAAGUUGGCUAUCAGGCCAACCGAGGUGAGUUGGACUUGGUUCAGAGCUUGAAAGGUAGUACAAAUAGAGCUACCAGUUUAGCAAUACCGCCGGGAAUAAGCUUUCCUUCAUUUGGCAAAGCUCCAUUGGAUGAUUCCAGUUGCAAGAAACAAGCUAGCUUGCCUUCCAUAAUGGAUGGUAAAAUUGGAACUUCCAUUCAAAACACACUAAAUGCAUCUGAUGAACCUCACAUCCCAAGCGAAAUGCCAUUGAGGCUGGCAGCUUCUCCACUGAUAUCUGGAAACUCUUCAGGUCUGUCGGCAGAUUGGCAUAAUAAAAGCAAAUCAAGCUUAUCUCAAAAGGCCCUCUUGACGACAUUGGCAUUUGCAGCAAAGUAUGAAUCUGAAGUUAAGAUGGAUCAGUCCAUUCAUGCCCCGGCUGUCAGUACUGAGGUCAACAAGGAAUCUGGAGACAGUAGCAUCAGUGGAAGUUCUCAAAAUGGAUCAAUGAAGGCUUCAAAAAUAUUGGAUUUCUUAUAUGGCAUCAGAAGCAAAACCAAGAAGUAGCACCUCGGCGUCUUGCUGCAUGUCUGCCAACUGCAAAACGAUAUAUCAGUUCCAUUAUUUAUUUCCAGCAGCAAUGAGCCGGGUGGGUUUGCUCCUGUAUCUUGUCCAUCUAUUUUAUACACGUGGAAAGGAAAUUCUAACAAUUGUGUCUACUUUUUGUUUAUUAAAAUCUCUUUAUCUAUUGUAUAUGCAGGCCAUCAAACAUACAUGAUGCAUGUGUAAGAUGUUUUUAUUUGAUUUAUCAACAAAAGUAAUUAAUUCUUUAUUUUUAAAA